Molecule: messenger RNA, 291 nt
Organism: Fusarium subglutinans
Lineage: Eukaryota; Fungi; Ascomycota; Sordariomycetes; Hypocreales; Nectriaceae
Exons: 1
Coding region: 1-291 (96 amino acids)
Source: RefSeq, a predicted model, not a curated record
AUGUGUAUCAUCAAAUCUACCCCCAGAACCUGCGGCAACUGCGAAGCCGAGGACACCGCGCUUACUAAGAAAGAAGAAUGCGAAGCCGUCAAAGAGGGCAAGGCCUGCUCGGGAGAGAAAACGAUCGUGGGCAACGAUGGAUGGCUGUGUCCAGCAUGCUAUGCCAAUACAGCUCGCGGCUCGUGCUACAGGGUACCAGACGACUAUCAGCCGAAAAUUCGACAGGAAGUCGCCAAGAAAGAUACUGGUUCCUUCACGGAUAAGGUCAAGAAGGUGUUCGGCAAGAAGUAG